Messenger RNA from Lymnaea stagnalis (great pond snail), 10070 nucleotides. NCBI's taxonomy places the organism in Eukaryota, Metazoa, Mollusca, Gastropoda, Lymnaeidae. The record is from the annotation of a GenBank genome assembly.
GUGGACAAACGUGUAGCUCUUCAUUACACAAGAGAAUUACGUGCAUGCGCUCUGUGAUGACAGAGACGCAUCAACUUACACACUAGUGAAAUGUCGGAGGUCAUGGCUCUUGUCUCACUACGGCGAUGUCUGUUCUUUAAAGUGUAAUCAUAUCAAGUGUGGUGUUUUUUAUUUUUUAUAAUGAAUGAGUAUAAUAUCUGCUUUUAGUUUGUAGCCGUGCACACUCAAAGGUCAAGAAAUGGAGCACUCGGAUCUGAUGAUCAUUAUUGGAGUGUCCGUCGGAGCCGCUUUGCUGGUUAUUGUAUUCGUAGUAAGUAGAUAUAUAUUUUUUUUUAAAAAAACGUUGCUUGUAUAAUAAGACGUCUGAAGGCCUUGCUAACAGAUGCUUUGUGUAUUGAUUAUCCUCCCCCUAGCAACGAGACUGUCAUUAGACGUACGUACCGAGUGCUGGCACCGACGAUCUGUUUUAUCAUCUUAGGUAUCCAAAAGAAAAAUUUUAAGACGGCAAGUUUCUUAUUGAGAUUGAGCCUCUAAUUCAGUGGUUCUCACCCUACCUAAAACUGUGACCCUCUAAUAAAUUUCCUUAUGUUAUGGUGACCCCCCCCCCUCUCCCCGGGCAGCGGUUUUUUUUCAUCCAUAAGUUGAGGGUCGGCAUGUUCGUCCAUCUGCAGUGUUUUUAAACGGGGGUGGGAAUGCAAAAAUCUUAAUUCGUCCCGGGAUGGCACUAAUCCUCGCUACGCCACUAUUAAAGCCCCUCUCCUCUUAAUCGAGACAAGUUUUACUCAAUAGACAGCCAAAUAUUACAAACACAAGUGUAUGCCAAAUGGAUUUCAUUUAAGAUAUUAAAAUGUACGUUUUCAAAGGAAAAAUAAAACGUAUAUGUCUGGUAUUUUAAAAUCGUAUCAAUGCAUAAGACAGUUUUAUGUAAAUUAUGAUUUUUUGUUCUGUAUUUUUCAGUGCUGGUGGUGUUGCUCUACCAGAUGCCAAAGCUGUCGAUGGGAGAACGACUCCGGGGUAAGCAUAUUAAAUCGUACCGUUUUUAUGACUAGUGUCUACACUUAGAAUUUAAGGUCAUCGUAUUUUAAUUAUUUGAUUUACAGAUCCAUAUAUUGAUUACCUGAGGUCAUCGAUAUUUUAAUCGUAUUUUUUAUGAUUUCCUAAACCUCUUUGAAAUCAUUUUUGCCAGAUCAGAUAAAAAUAUAUUUAAGAUAAUAUUGUAGAAAAUCGGUCCUUCCGUGCAGGUAAUAUUAAGAAUGACGAUUUAAGAUGCUUUUAAAAUAAUUUUAAAAAAAGCGGGUGAAAGCCUACCUCCGUUGACAGAACAAAAACAAACGAAGGAGAAAGAACAAAUCCUAAUAAAUACUUAAACUACUUGCAAGAAUAAAUCUGUAUAUGCCCCAUUCCUUCUAUGGCCCACUCCUAUUCCCCACUGCUAUAUACACUCUUUCCAUGCCUCACUUCUUCCAUGCCCCAUUUUUUAUAUGCCCCACUUCUUGCAUGCUCCAUUCCUUCUAUACCCCACUCUUUCUUUGCCCACUCUUCUAUGCCCACUCUUGUAUGCACCACUCUUUCUAUGCCCACUCUUUCUAUGCCCACUCUUCUAUGCCCCGCGCUUUCUAUGCUUCACUUUUCUAUGCCGCACUUUUUCUGUGCCCCACUCUUUCUAUUACCCACUCCUUCUAUGACCCACUUCUUCUAUGCCCCACACCUUCUAUGACCCACUCCUAUGCCUCACACCUUCUAUUAACCACGCCUUCCAUGCCCCACUCUUUCUAUGCCCCACUCCAUCUAUAUCCCACUCUUUCUAUACUUAAAACAAAAAACGCAAUUAAAACAUAUACAACUAAAUAAGUUCAACGCAUCACUUCCUACUCUAUGUUAGUGAAUAACUGGGUAAAAAGAUGUAACACACAUGCAUCAUUGGAUCAACGGAGGCUUCAUUUUCUUCCACAGUUAUAAAGUUUUUAAAUGUCUACUUAAAAUUGUAUGGUUCCUAUAAAGGGUCUAGAUUUAUUUUCUGUAUAUCUUUACUUUUUUUUUAAAAAUAAGGUCAACAUUUAGACUUAUUGUAGCGGGAGUUUGUUUCAUAAUAAAGAUCAUAUAUGAAGGACUUCCUUCAAGCUGUGUGAAGGAAAUAGUAGAACAAGGUAUGUGGAAGCUUGAAAUGAAAGACAGGACAAUAAGAGAAGAACGUUUCGGCCUAGAGCCUUCCUCGGAAGAAGGGAAAAAUGAAAAUACUACAAGAAGUACAACUAGUUAAAAACGUAUGUUUUCGUCAUUUUUACCGCCGGAAGUUGGAUUUUCCGAACCCAAGAUUACCGGAAGUAAAAGAAAUGUAUUUCUUGCAACUGUUUUUGCUUCUAAAUACUAGAUCGCUUUGUCAAUGUCAUGAAAAAAAUAGUUCUAUUUGUAUAUCACCAGAUUUCCUGUUUUGUCGGGUAUAUACUCAUAUACCAAAAAAAAAUAUUUUUCCACAGGGAUUUGGCUACAGGACACAGAUUAAUGAUGACAUCGAAAGACAGUCGAAUGUUGCCGUUACAAGAUCCUCAUCGUGGUCUCCUAGCACGCAGCCAUCGACUGCACGCGGGUUGAGGGCAGACGAGCAUCAGCGCCGGGCGGCGCAUCAGCCUCGACGAGGGGUUCUAGAAGAGCGGCACGUAGCGAGGCAGCUUCCUCAACAGCAGACCCUAGACGAGUUCUACAAACAGCAACUUAGAGAAUGGCAGCGCCAGCAGCAGUUUCGUCAAGCCUCCGCCGUGCAGGAUCAGCACUGGAAUGAGAAUGAAGUUGCACGAGGACCAGACUCUCGAAGGUAAAGAUAUAGGUACAAAUAAAAAUUGGUCAAAUUUAAAUUCUAGUAAACGUAGCCUCCAGCCAAAGUGUAAGGUGUGUAAAUGUGUGUAUCUAGGUCGUGGGCCUUCUUACCUGUUACUUGAGAGAUAUGGGCUUUAUUAGUUUCGUGGAAUACGUUUCGUCUGUUGUCUUUGUUGUCUUAUGUGUCUAGGGUGUGUCUUAUAUUACUUUUGCGCCAGCACAAAACGUGAAUACAUUUCCUUAGUGGUCACAUCCAUUAAUUUCAUUACACUCACUGAACUGCAAAUCGAGUGAUGUGUAUAACUAUCCCAACAAGAGAAGAUUUUAAGUAGUCCUUUAACAUUGACAAAGUAACGCUUGUUACUACAUGUAACUUGACACUACAAUUAGUUUCCUUCUCAUCUUCUAACUCAUCUGUCCACACACCACAGCCUCUAAUUCGUCCGUCCACACACCACAGCUUCUAAUUCGUCCGUCCACACACCCCAGCUUCUAAUUCGUCCGUCCACACACCACAGCCUCUAAUUCGUCCGUCCACACACCACAGCUUCUAAUUCGUCCGUCCACACACCAAAGCCUCUGAUUCGUCCGUCCAAACACCAAAGCCUCUGAUUCGUCCGUCCACACACCAAAGCCUCUGAUUCGUCCGUCCACACACCACAGCCUCUAAUUCGUCCGUCCACACACCACACCCUCUAAUUCGUCCGUCCACACCACAGCGUCUCAUUCGUCCGUCCACACACCACAGCCUCUCAUUCGUCCGUCCACACACUCCACACACCACAGCCUCUGAUUCGUCCGUCCACACACCAAAGCCUCUGAUUCUUCCGUCCACACACCAAAGCCUCUGAUUCGUCCGUCCACACACCAAAGCCUCUGAUUCGUCCGUCCACGCACCAAAGCCUGUAAUUCAUCCGUCCACACACCAAAGCAUCUAAUUUGUCCGUCCACACACCAAAGCCUCUGAUUCGUCCGUCCACACACCAAAGCAUCUGAUUCGUCCGUCCACACACCACAGCCUCUGAUUCGUCCGUCCACACACCAAAGCCUCUGGUUCGUCCGUCCACACACCAAAGCCUCUGAUUCGUCCGUCCACACACCAAAGCCUCUUAUUCGUCCGUCCACACACCACAGCUUCUAAUCCGUCCGUCCACCCCAAAAGCCUCUGAUUCGUCCGUCCACACACCAAAGCCUCUGAUUCAUCCGUCCACACACCAAAGCCUCUGAUUCGUCCGUCCACACACCAAAGCCUCUUAUUCGUCCGUCCACACACCACAGCUUCUAAUUCGUCCGUCCACACCAAAAGCCUCUGAUUCGUCCGUCCACACACCAAAGCCUCUGAUUCAUCCGUCCACACACCAAAGCCUCUGAUUCGUCCGUCCACACACCAAAGCCUCUGAUUCGUCCGUCCACGCACCAAAGCCUCUAAUUCGUCCGUCCACACAACACAGCUACUCAUUCCUCCGUCCACACACCACGGACGUUCUUGUUUAUUAUUCGUGUUAACAAAAACUUAAAUAUCCUCUUUUCAAAAAAACAAUUUGACACCCACGGGUUGACCACAAUUUUACAAUUCAUUUAAAUAUUUAAAAAGUUGGUAAAAGGCCCACGGGCCUCUGAUUGGGAAUCCCUGCAUGUCCUACACACCAACCUCCGGUACACCCUUAAAUAAGUUUUUCAGCCGCCCCCCACCUCACCUCCCCCCUUCCCCCCAUUGUGCCGAAGGAACUCCACGCCAUAUAAAUGUUACCAUUCUGGAGAAACGCAAGAUGAUAUUGGAAAUGAAACUUGCUUUUCCAGGCAGCUUUCAGAAACCGAAACAAACUGAAUUGGAAGGAAACACAAUCCUUUAAACUGAUUAUAAUAUUUUUUUUUUAAAUGAUACGUGGUUAGUUUGAAAGCCUUCGUGGUCCCUUAUCGGUGCUCUCAACACGUCGGGUCCCUUAUCUCAUCGGGUCCGAUAGCCAGGUCCUUUCAGAGGUUAAGAGGAUUGUACAAAAUUAUCGCGGUUUAGGUCGCCCCCCCCCCCCAACGGCUACCUUACACUAAGAAAAAAGCCAGAACGUUCGGGUCCCUUAUCUCAACGGGUCCGAUAGCCAGGUCCUUUCAGAGGUUAAGAGGAUUGUACAAAAUUAUCGCGGUUUAGGUCGCCCCCCCCCCCCAACGGAUACCUUACACUAAGUAUAGAGACAGAUCGGAUGUCCCAGCAUCACUACUCUUAGUCGAGGCACUAUUUUGCGUCAAAGAUAAAUGUUGCGAUGGACAAUUAAUUUAUUUGUAUUAAAUUAACAAUACUUAUUAAAACACCCCUCCCCCCGUGCUUAAAACACUUAUUCUGUCUGUCACGCUAAAUGUCAACCCCCACGUGAUCUCAAGCAUUCCACUCGACGUGAUCAUUUAAUCCAAGCCAAGUUAUCGAAGGCAAGAGAAGAGUGAUAUAGAAUAUUACAGUCUGUAAACUGCCACCCUGCACUCAACGUAGUUUUCAAAGUAAUUUUCUAAAUAUAAAUGACCAAUGCAGUUAAUUUUUUUUCUUGUUAAUUGUCUAUUGAAUGAUUAAACAUAAAAAUGUUACAUUAAAGGUUUCUAAAUUGAUCCAUUAAAUACUAACUGCAAACAUAACUACACUUUGACUUUUUUUUCCCCAGAAAUGCUGAAAAAACAUUAGACUUACACAAUUACUUUCUUCGACAAGCCAUGCAAGCGUUCAUUAAGUUCUUAAAGGAAAAUGAGAGCAGUAGGUACAGAUUAUUCAACUGGUAUUUCAACAACAAAAAAAUGAUUUAAAAAAUUAUCAAUUUAAAAAAAAAUAGUAACAAAUACAAAAUAAAAUGAAUGAAAUGAAAGAGAGCAUAGAUGAGUCAAAGAAACUGAUUGUCUCUUACAUAUUCAUGAAGAUGAUUAAGGGAAUUUUGAUUUUUGUGAUGACUUUCGCAUCUCUACUGUUGAGGAUAAUUUAGGGAAACUACAUACCAUUUUAGCCCAUUGUUUUAAUUAAUUUGUCAAUAUACAUUAACUCCGACGACUAUUACGAUAAAUUAGUUUGUGUCCUAUCUUAAGUCUUGUUUUCUGCGAAUAAAAAGGUUUGAGUUUAAUUUUAUUUCCAAUGUGCCCCGGGAUAAGAGAUAUUAUUUUAAAAUAUUUACUGCAGGCAAAUAACUAGACACGUUUUCUCCCUUAAAACACAGUUUACCAUAAGAACAAUUGCCGGGAAGCGGACCGAUAUGUCUACAUCAUAACAGGACGCGGCCUGCACAGCAAAGAUGGGGUUCCAAAAAUUAAACCUGCAGUCGAGAGUUACCUUGACAAGCAUAAAUACAAGUAAGAAGACAUGCAUACAGUUUUGUGACAUAAAGUUUUGUGACAUAAAGUUUUUGUGACAUAAAGUUUUGUGGCAUAAAGUUUUUGUUACAUAAAGUUUUUGUGACAUAAAGUUUUGUGGCAUAAAGUUUUUGUUACAUAAAGUUUUUGUGACAUAAAGUUUUAUGAUAUAAAGUUUUGUGCCAUAAAGUUUUUGUGACAUAAAGUUAUGUGGCAUAAAGUUUUUUUCACAUAAAGUUUUUGUGACAUAAAUUUGUGUGGCAUAAAUUUGUGUGGCAUAAAGUUUUGUGACAUAAAGUUUUGUGACAUAAAGUUUUGUGGCAUAAAGUUUUUGUGACAUAAAGUUUUUGUGACAUAAAGUUUUUGUGACAUAAAGUUUUUGUGACAUAAAGUUUUUGUGACAUAAAGUUUUUGUGACAUAAAGUUUUUGUGACAUAAAGUUUUUGUGACAUAAAGUUUUUGGGACAUAAAGUUUUGUGGCAUAAAGUUGUAUGACAUAAAGAUUUGUGACAUAAGUUUUGUGGCAAAAAGUUUUGUGACAUAAAAUUUUGUGACAUAAAGUUUUAUGACAUAAAGUUUUUGUGACAUAAAGUUUUGUGGCAUAAAGUUUUUGUUACAUAAAGUUUUUGUGACAUAAAGUUUUUUGGCAUAAAGUUUUUGUGACAUAAAGUUUUUGUGACAUAAAGUUUUUGUGGCAUAAAGUUUUGUGACAUAAAGUUUUAUAACAUUAAGAUUUGUGACAUAACGUUUUGUGACAUAAAGAUUUGUGACAUAAAGUUUUAUAACAUUAAGAUUUGUGACAUAAAGUUUUGUGAAAUAAAGUUUUGUGGCAUAAAGUUUUCUGACAUCUACUGCUUAAAAAAAUGUUAAAAGUCAAAGUGAUAGACCCAACUGUUAGGUCUGAGAAAAUCCCUCUUAACUAUUUGGUCGUGGCCCGCACUGCAACGAUUCGAAGUUAUAAUUAAACCUGGAGCACAAGGUCACCUCGACAUGAAAAGUUGAAAAGUUGGGGAGAUCACCGGUUUCAAGCUCCGGGUAGGUGAAGGCAAAGGCGAAUCCAAUUGACGAAAAACUGAAAUUGGACCGCGGAAAACAAGGGCGCAGUUGUUUUUUUUUUAAAUAAUAAUAGUCCACCUGGCCGCCUCUGUUUAGCCGUGUAGAUGAGGUGGGAUAGAGUCUCCACAACAAAACCCCACCCGGUGCUGGAAUAGGUUAGCAGUGACAUUGCCUGCAUCUAUACUUUCAUACAGUCUCAUUUUUUUUUCCACAAUACUAUCUAACUUUUCAAGAUCAGCAAAUGCGCUUAGUUUAUUUAUUUUUGAGGCAAAAAUAUCUCUAUUUAAAAGACAAAACACAAUAAUUGUUUAAGCCGUAUCUCACAAUUCCCUUGACUAUUGCUAUAUUGCUGCUAUUCGGUAUUUUGUUAUUUCUACUCCAUAUUUUGUAUACAACUGGCGUCCUAAUUUCCUUCCGAUACAUCACAAGUUUACUCUAUAAAAGCCAAAAAUCUCGAUCAUGACUGCGGCGUCCUUUGAGUUGACUUUAUUUUCAGUCAUUUUAUUUUUUCUUAACAAACCUUAAAAAACUAUUUUUUACGUGCGGUUCAUUUCUUUUUUUUUCCCCCAUAGGAAAAGCUGGGAAAAUGCAGGUGGCAUGGUUACCGUGGAUUUUCUGUCCAGAAAAGGGAAACGAUCAAACCAAUAGGUCAAGAGUGGUGAUUUCCCUUUUAAUUUAAAAAAAAAGAAAAGUUAAACUUUGGCCAACCAGGAAAUCUUCGUUCUGAUGAUAUUUUACCUGCAGGAAAGCGAUGAUAAACAAAAGAAAUCUCAUGAUAGACGGCCGUAUUACAGUAUCCCCGAAAAUGCAGGUCCGACAGUUUGGUAAAAUAACGGGACACCCUAGUUACCUGCAAACUACAGAAACAAGCGUAGGAGACGAUACAAUGAUGAGGCUUUAUGGGUGUACAGAUUUUUGAACAGAAACCUCAUCUGCCGCGUCACCGCCAGUCGGAAUGCAGCACUAAAAUUGGGCUGGAUUGUCUGGUUGAGCUACAACAAUGGGUAACAAUGAAGAUGUCAUAGGGUGCUUUAAUUAAGAUGACAUCACUAGCCCAUAAUGAAGUGUUUGCUGAUUUUGAAGACGAGAUCAUUAGGUCACAGUGAAGAUCACUAAAUGACUAAGAACAGAUGAUAUCAUUAGGUCAAAGUGAAGAUCACUAAAUGACUAAGUACAGAUGAUAUCAUUAGGUCAUAGAGAAGAUCACUAAAUGACUAAGUACAGAUGAUAUCAUUAGUUCACAUUGAAGAAUACUGAAUGGCUAAGUAGAGAUGGAAUCACUAGGUCAAAAUGAAGAUAUAAUUCAAUGCCUAGUAUUAAAUCAUUAGAUCACAGUGAAAAAACACUAAAUGGCUAAAUAAGAUGAAAUAAGAAAAUAUAAAAUAGGAUAAAUGCUUUUUAUUGUCAAAAAAAAUGAGAAUGCUUUUUUAUUACAAUUUACAAAUAUUUAAAAACUCAAAUAAUUUAACGUUUUUCCCAAGUGCAAAAAUCAGCCGUAAUAUGCCACGGAAAUCGAUUCCCUUAUUUACAAUAUUGUCUAUAAAAGUGAUUAAUUUGAUUUCAUAUCAGCUGCGGGAAGUAGGCUGGUAAAUUAUGUUGAAUUAGGAAACAGAUGAAUUUGUAUAUCUUUUUUUUCCAUAAAUUUCUGGGAAAGAAUUCGCCCUGAUCAAAAGGAUCUUUAGUAAUUGUGAUAAAGAGGGUGUUGGAUGUGUUCGCCAUUUUUUUUUUUUUUUGAGGGGGGGGGGGUAGUUUUUCAAAUAUAAAUUGUUUCAUGUAAUUUUUCAAGCGAAUGUAAUUUUGUUUAAGCAAUAUUGCUUGCUUUCUUAAAAAAAUUUAAAUGGUGUUUGAUGUGAAGCGAUAUGUUCCCAUUCGAACAGGUAAUAUUUAAGUUCAGUAGGCCUCCAAUUGUUGCACUGCAGAAUACGUUCAUAGUGCGUUUUUAACGCCAAAAUUGUGUAAUUUUAAACAUAAUAAAAAUACUUUGUUUAUUUUUAUUUUUUUACAUAGAAUUAGGCCGGUGUGAUGCCACGUCAGCUAUAUAUCAAUGGUGGCACCUAGCUACUUAUGUGUCUCUACUUGCUCUAUGUGGUGACACCUAGAUACUUAUACGUCCCUACUUGCUAUAUGUGGUGACACUUAUAUGUCCCUACUUGCUAUAUGUGGUGACACCUAGAUACUUAUAUGUCUCUUAUAGCUAUAUAUUGUUAUUUUUUGAUUGUAUGAUCUGCAACUCCUAACUUAGUUACGUUUUAAAAUUGCAUUUAUAUCAGAAAAUUUUAUUAUUGGGAUCUUAAAAUGAUCGGUAUCCAUUGUAUACAGGAGAGGGCAGAGAACACAACCUUGCGGAGCCCCGGUACUUGCGUUUCUAGUUAGGGAUAUCUGACCAUUGACGUUAACAUAUUGUGGACGAUUUUGUAAAAGUUCAGAAACCACGCUUGAACAUUUGAAUUUACAUUUCACGAAGGAGUUUUUAGAAAUGGAAUUCAUUAGAACACAAUAACAUCUCUGAAUCGCUUUGUAGAGAUACACGUCUAACUGAAGAUCAAUCCAUGACUUAGAAGAGAUGACAUCGUAUGGUCACAAUGCAGAACAAAAAUGAGACAUUUCUUUUAAGUGACCACGGUGAUGCUAUCAUGAUAUCAUGCUAACAUUAGCCGCUGAGAAUACCUUCUAAAGAAAAAGAAAACUAUUAUUUCGUUGCAUCUGUUUAAGUUUUCUACACGCGAGGUAUGCAAGAAUUCAAAAUGCCAAAAUGUAACAUUUCUAAAAUCGAUUUAGAUCUUCAAAUCCCUUUUAAAGAAAUAAGCAGUUUAGUUAAAUAAAACUAGAGUUUGAUUGUUUUUUUGUUUUUUUAAUCGCAUUGUAAUUUUUUAACAAAC